This is a messenger RNA of Sorex araneus (European shrew), 6235 nucleotides long. RefSeq names its product kelch like family member 32 (gene KLHL32). Bases 310 to 2172 code for a protein of 620 amino acids. Lineage: Eukaryota; Metazoa; Chordata; Mammalia; Eulipotyphla; Soricidae. The transcript has 11 exons. The record is from RefSeq and is a predicted model, not a curated record. Gene Ontology annotation, molecular function: protein binding.
ACACACACACACACACACACACACACACACACACACACGCUCGCCCGCGCGCACACACUGGGACACCGGCUAAGGCGCUGGUUCUUCUUCACAACUGCAUCCCCAAAGCCGUAGAGCGAAACUACUGCGGUGUCUGUCGCCCUCCGCGGCGCGGGGCGAAGCAGAGCCUUUGUGCAUCUGGGAGAGCCCGGUGCCCGCGCUGCCGCCUCUGGUCCCCAACCCAGCAGACCGCUCACCCCGUCGGCUGGAAUGCUUGCCAGUUCCUCUGCAAACUUCUAAGGCUGAGAUCCCGAGGAACCCAGCUGCAGAAUGCCUUCAGAACACUGCCUCAGUAUUCAAGAAAUGCUGACAGGCCAGAGGCUGUGCCACUCGGAGUCCCACAAUGAUAGUGUCCUGGCAGCACUGAAUCAGCAGAGAAGUGAUGGUAUCCUCUGUGAUGUCACCCUGAUUGCCGAGGAACAGAAAUUCCAUGCUCACAAGGCAGUCCUUGCAGCCUGCAGUGACUAUUUUCGGGCAAUGUUUAGUCUUUGUAUGGUGGAAAGUGGAGCUGAUGAAGUGAAUUUACAUGGUGUGACCAGUCUUGGUUUAAAACAGGCUCUGGAGUUUGCAUACACAGGACAGAUUUUGUUGGAGCCAGGUGUGAUCCAGGAUGUAUUGGCAGCUGGCAGUCACCUACAGCUUUUGGAACUUCUCAAUUUAUGUUCCCACUAUCUCAUCCAGGAAUUAAAUAGUUUUAAUUACUUGGAUCUGUACAGAAUUGCGGACCUUUUUAACCUCACUUUGUUGGAGAAAGCCGUGAUUGACUUCUUGGUGAAACAUCUCUCAGAACUGCUGAAGAGUCGCCCAGAAGAUGUCCUGACGCUUCCUUAUUGUCUGCUUCAGGAGGUCCUGAAGAGUGACCGCUUGACCUCGCUCAGUGAAGAGCAGAUCUGGCAGCUAGCUGUGAGGUGGUUGGAACACAACUGUCGUUACCAGUACAUGGAUGAACUCCUGCAGUAUAUCCGCUUUGGCCUGAUGGAUGUGGAUACUCUCCACACCGUUGCCCUGUCCCACCCCCUGGUUCAGGCAAGUGAGACGGCAACAGCCCUUGUCAACGAGGCCCUGGAAUAUCACCAGAGCAUCUAUGCACAGCCAGUGUGGCAGACUCGCAGGACCAAACCACGGUUCCAGUCAGACACCCUGUAUAUCAUUGGUGGGAAGAAGCGUGAGGUGUGUAAAGUGAAGGAACUUCGGUACUUCAAUCCCGUUGAUCAGGAGAACGCUCUUAUAGCAGCCAUUGCCAACUGGAGUGAGCUGACCCCCAUGCCCGUGGGAAGGAGCCACCACUGUGUGGCUGUCAUGGGUGAUUUCCUGUUUGUGGCAGGAGGGGAAGUUGAGCACGCCAGUGGCCGGACCUGUGCUGUGAGGACUGCCUGUCGCUAUGACCCCCGAAGCAAUUCCUGGGCAGAGAUAGCACCCAUGAAAAACUGUCGGGAGCAUUUUGUACUGGGUGCUAUGGAUGAAUACCUCUAUGCCGUUGGGGGCAGAAAUGAACUGCGCCAAGUUCUGCCUACAGUUGAGCGAUACUGCCCCAAGAAGAACAAAUGGACUUUCGUGCAGUCCUUUGACCGAUCCCUUUCAUGUCAUGCUGGAUAUGUGGCAGACGGUCUUCUUUGGAUUUCAGGUGGAGUGACUAACACAGCACAGUAUCAGAACAGACUAAUGGUAUAUGAACCUAACCAGAAUAAGUGGAUAAGCCGAAGCCCCAUGCUUCAGAGAAGGGUCUACCACUCCAUGGCUGCUGUGCAAAGGAAGCUUUAUGUUCUUGGAGGCAAUGACCUGGAUUACAAUAAUGAUAGAAUUCUGGUGCGCCAUAUAGAUUCUUACAAUAUAGACACGGACCAGUGGACACGUUGUAAUUUCAACCUAUUGACCGGUCAAAAUGAAUCUGGAGUUGCUGUCCACAAUGAGCGAAUAUAUUUAGUUGGUGGAUAUUCAAUUUGGACCAAUGAGCCUCUGGCUUGUAUACAGGUACUGGAUGUAAGUAGAGAAGGCAAAGAAGAAGUAUUCUAUGGGCCGACACUCCCCUUCGCUUCCAAUGGAAUAGCAGCAUGCUUUCUUCCAGCACCCUGUUUCACGUGUCCAAACCUUCAGACUCUUCAAGUGCCUCAUCACAGGAUUGGCACCAUCUAAGAAGCCAAUGCUCAAACCAUUAUGAAAACGAGGCAAAAAGGCCUAAUUUGGAAUACUGGGCAUGACUCAGUGCUCCAUACUUUCUUGUUUUGUCUUAUAUUCAGAUAAACAUUAGCAAAAAAUGAAGUUUUCAAAAAAACAUGAUUGAAAACUCCGGUUACUCUUCUCACUGUGUCAACAUGCAAUAUGUAUGACUUUUACUGUGGUAUAGCUUAGCGCCAACUAAAGAGUCAUAAUUGUUCCAUUGGUCGUCACAGAAUUCAUUGUAGGCUUUUCAAAAUUGGUGCUGUCUAUGACAAUAUAUCGUUAGUAAGGCAGUUAUUCACAAGUACUGUCAUCAAUAAUAUUUAAAGAAAAUCUUGAAAACUUAAUCCCUUAUACUUCUUAAACCUGGGUUUGUAAUUUAAAAAAAAAUUAACAUUCUGCAAUCCCACUCAACAGACUCAGCAUUAAGACAUCAUAAAUUUUUAAAUGCCACAUUUUAUUAAGGUAAUAAUAGGAUACUGGAACAGCAGUUAGAAUACCCAGAUUUUUGACCUCGAUUAUUCUAUAACCUUUGGUCAGGAGCUUAACUUUACAGUAUUUCAAUUUUCCAACAUUUGAAAGUGGUAAUUGUUGAUUCCCCUAUUAAUUCAAAAGAAUCUUGUGAGGAUCUGGCAAAUACACCCAAGUACUCUGCCUAAGGAAAAAAAAAGUUCCUCAUAAUAUAAUGUAUUUUGCCAUCUGUAGAACCUUGUAACUAAACAGGAUGAUUAUUUUUCAAGCUUAAAAAUUACUAGGUAGGCCUUGGUAAAUAUGCUAUGGAGUGCAGGGAAAGAGACAUCACUCAUUAGAAAAAAGGUGUAUCAAGGCCAAAGAUCCCUAAACUAAUUCUAGCCUCAAACAGUAGCCCUCAAAAAUCUCAUUUAAAGUCAUUUAGUGAAAAAUGACAUUUUAAAGCUCAAAAAAAUUAGUUGUACUAAUUAUGGCACCAUAAAGUGCUUUGACAUAAAUUUGAACCUAGACUCGGCAGUUCUAAUAAAAGUUUUUCCACUUUGUUAAAGGUUAUGUCAAUCUUGAGCACUUAUGGGAUUCUUUUCCACUGCCAAAUACAUAUUUUAUUACUACCACUUUUAAUAAUGCAUAAGAAUUCUUUUUUAGGCUAGGUUUUCGAAUUUUCUUUGCCUGUAACAGAAGUUAAAAACAAAACAGCUCAAUAAUUUUGAACAUAAAUUUAGCAGUAAUAGCUCAAUAAUAACAUCUAAAUAAAAAUUCAAUGCAAUUGUUUCCUUUUUCCUAAUCUUGUUAGGAUGGAAGUCACUUUAUUAAGGCUUUUUUUCCUGACUUUUUCCCCUGGUAUAAUCUAAUCAUCCAGUAAUCCUCCUUGUCUUGCAGGAAAUUGCCAUUUUAUUAUGUAACUACUUUUAAAUUCAGAAGUGAAUAAACUUUUUUAUUCUAAAUACAGAAUUCACUAACUUUAUAUACAUGGAUAUGCUAUAAAAUUCUUAAAACAUUACAUUUUAAAUAUAUACAUAGAUAUGUAUAUAAAUUAUGAUUGCUGAUUAACAGGCAGAGAGGUUAUUUUAAAUAUAUACACAGAUAUGUACAUAUAAAUUAUGAUUAUGCUGAUUAGUGGACAGAAGGGGAUGUUAAGGGUAAGGGAAAAAAUUAAUUUAUUGGGGGGAUGUUUGGGGCUAUACCUGGUGCUUGGGGGUUAUUCCUGAGAUGCUCAAGGGACUAUGUAGGGCCUGGUAUCAAACUAGGUCAACUGCAUGUGAAGCAAUUUACAUGUUUUAACCCCUAUACUAUUUCUCUAGCCCCUUUUAUUAUUUUUUGAGAAAAAUUAAGACAAAAUGUAUUAAUAAAAUGUUUACCUCCUGCAUUCAUGGAAAAUGUUCAAUUAAAAUAUAGAAUUACAAAAUCAUGUGGAAAAAAGGUAAAUUUAAAAAAAAGAACUGAUACUUAGACAAAAACAAACAAACAAAACCUUAAAGAAUAUUUGUGCAGUUCUGAAAAGUGAAAACUAGUACUGAUAACAUGUUUUAAAUACCUUACCACUUUUGAAAAAUCAAUUCUAACACUGCAGAAAUCUUUUCAAGAAGGACCCAAAAGAGUCAAAUCUACUAAAUUUAGGCUUACUAUAUAUUCUAUUUGGCAUGAAUUUGCCUUCAAUUUAACUUUUAAAACUAUCUAAAUUCACUGAAAGUGCCAGAUCCCUAUAUCCAAUGCAUGAAAAAAAAUAAGCCUGUCUGACUCAACAGAAAGGUAGUCUAUGAUUAUUCGGUAUUAUUUCUGUGUGGAUUUCUAACUGUUCAUUUAGAUGAUCAAAUCCAUCUUAAGUGAAGCUGGAUGUGCUACUUGAUAAUUCUACAGAACUGAUUUGAACUCAGAGUAUUUUAAAGUAUUGCAUAAUUAGAGUAAGUAUCCUUUUUGGUGAUAAUUAAAGAACAAUAUCCAGAGCACAAUAUCUCUCUUCUUAAAAAAAAAUCCACAUAUAACUUAUAAGUGUAUCCUUUCUCUUGAUUUGUCAAUCGAAAAAAUGAAUUGAAAUUUCACAAGAAUAUUUCAUCAUAUAAAUUAAAUUGUAUUGAAAUAAUGCUGAUAUACAUUUUCUACUUAGGUGAAUUAUUCCACUACCAUUCUAUAUUAAUUCAUCUUCUAUUUCUUCAAAAUUAAAGUUCAUAAUGUAUCUUCACUUAAUUUGGAAAUAGGGAGAUCAUCUAACUUCCAACAUCAUUUACAUUUUUACUUUAAAAAAACAAUACCAAACAGAUGUCAGCAGAAUAAUUUUAUCAUGGGAAGAAAAGACAGCAAAAACAUUCAUCUCUAAAAUGAUUUGUAAGGUGAAAUGCAAUGUAUUUCUUUAGACCUUAGUAACAAAUGAUUAUGGUUAUGCUUUAGGUCAGAUUAUGAUAAGAAUAUUUUAAUUAUUUUUUUUAUAUUUUCUUCACACUUUAACUCACAUAUAUUGUACACUCCUUCAGCUACUGAAAUAGGUAAAAAUUUAACUAUUGUUUUACCGCAGAGUAUAAAACCCAUAGGAAUAAGAAAUUAGUACUCCAGGUAACAUAAUUCAGUUCUAUUUUGGAUUUUAAAGUCUACUUAUUGUAAAAAAGUUAAAUAUCACGGGUGUAGUAUAAGUUAAAUAUAUCAUUUUUAGUACAUAUAUUUUUUGAAUACACAAAACAGAAAUGUGUAUAGGAAUGCCCAGAGCUUUUGAAUAGCACAAUUUACCUAAUGCAAUAAAGUGAGUAACUAUCAGCACACUAAAAACUUUAUUAAGCAAAAACUGGUCAUUAAAAUAAUUUGGUCCAGUUAAUUUUAAAAAUCUCACCAAUGAAUCAAGUCUACAACAAUGAAAAUACAUUAUCUUAUACCUAAUUAAAUAUGAAAUCAACUAUAGACCUAGUUUCCUUAGCCAACAAAGGCUUUCAUAUUGGCAUUCUUUUUUCACUUGAUUGACAAGGCAAUAUUCUUAACUCCAUGAAUAAGCAAAUUCGUUUUUGGAAAAUAUAAGACUUAUAUUAAAAAAAACCUACCACCAAAAGAGCAGUGGUUCAACAUGAAUAACACAUAUUUUGUUAACAUUUCUGAGAUAUUUACCCUUUAUUGCUGAGAUAUAUGUACUAUGUUAGCAUGCAAGAUUUAGGGAAGGAGUGCUUUAAAUAAAGGUUUAUCUUAAUGGCAGAGGCUUGUCAAUUUUUGAGGUACCAUAUAGUCUUAGCAGAGAUGAAUUAAAAAUAAAAGCUGUCAGAUUUGUGAAAGUACAUGAAAACUUAUAAUUCUGUAAGAAUUAAGUAGCUCUCAGAAUGUGUGAUGAAACCCUAAAAAAUAGUCAAACAACCUACAAAUAAUAUUUUUACAUAUACACUCAAGAUGAAAAAGCCAAAUAUACUUAAAUUAUACAAAAGGUAGGUAAUGGUAUAAAAGUUUUAAACUAUGAAAUGUCUAAUGGAAAUGAACUCAAUACUGAAUGAUUUUGGUAUGGAGGCAAUACUUCAUCCAUAGAAACUUAAUUAAAUGUUAAGCUGAAAUUUAAGUCCAAACCAAAUCUGCUGUCUAAUAAAGUCCUUUACUACUGUGA